Messenger RNA from Acanthosepion pharaonis, 699 nucleotides. Lineage: Eukaryota; Metazoa; Mollusca; Cephalopoda; Sepiida; Sepiidae. The record is from the annotation of a GenBank genome assembly.
AUGUGCUUAAUUGGAAAAACCGCGGAUUCGAUAUAUUUGUUUGAAAAUACAUUUCUAAAUCUAUCUAUCUAUCUAUCUAUCUAUCUAUCUAUCUAUCUGUUUCACACUUUUUUUUUAAUUGUAUCUAUCUUUCUGUAUGUUGUUCCCAUUUUGCAUUUUGUUCAUCCGAUCGAAGAACAGAUAUUUUUUCUUAAAUUUCAUUUAUCCUUCGCCCUUUCUUAUUCAUUAUCUGCUUUCUCUCUUUCAUUAGGCUUAGGAUUUUUAUAUCAUUUACUUUUUUUCUUGCCAUUCUUUCUUUGUUAUAUUUCUUCCGCUGGUGGCACUCUUUUUCUUUCUUUCUUUCUUUCUUUCUUUCUUUCUUUCUUUCUUUCUUUCUUUCUUACUAAUUUUCUCAUUAAUUUCCUUUUCAUUCAUUCAUUCAUUCAUUCAUUCUUUCUUUCUUUCUUUUUCUUUCUUUCUUUUUUCUUUCUUUCUUUCUUUUUCUUUCUUUCUUUUUUUCUUUCUUACGUUGUACCACUCUUUCUGUUUUCCUUUUUUUUCUUUUUCAAUAAUUUUCUCAUUAAUUUCCUUUUCAUUCAUUCUUUCUUUCUUUCUUUCUUUCUUUCUUUCUUUCUUUCUUUCUUUCUUUCUUUCUUUCUUACUUUUUCUUUUCAGAUUUUUUUAUGUUGCUUCUUUUUCUUCCUUUCAUUUUCCCUUUAA